GACAUUGAGAACCUUUACGUUGAAGCUGGAGCAAUGCUGCUUUUCUGUCCGAGCUGCGGAAACGGACUGAUUGUGGAGGAAGGACAGCGUUGCCAUCGCUUCGCCUGCAACACUUGCCCCUACGUGCAUAAUAUCACACGCAAGGUAACAAACCGAAAGUAUCCAAAGCUGAAAGAGGUGGAUGAUGUGCUUGGGGGAGCAGCUGCCUGGGAGAACGUGGACUCCACUGCAGAGCCAUGUCCAAAAUGUGAACAUCCCCGUGCCUAUUUCAUGCAGCUUCAGACCCGUUCCGCAGAUGAGCCAAUGACCACCUUCUACAAGUGCUGCAAUGCUCAGUGUGGACAUCGCUGGAGAGGCUAAGGGCAGGACUUACCC
Messenger RNA from Microtus oregoni (creeping vole), 375 nucleotides. Its product is annotated as DNA-directed RNA polymerase III subunit RPC10-like. The record is from RefSeq and is a predicted model, not a curated record. Lineage: Eukaryota; Metazoa; Chordata; Mammalia; Rodentia; Cricetidae. The transcript is spliced from 4 exons. Gene Ontology annotation, biological process: DNA-templated transcription; termination of RNA polymerase III transcription. Gene Ontology annotation, cellular component: RNA polymerase III complex. Bases 34 to 360 code for a protein of 108 amino acids. Gene Ontology annotation, molecular function: zinc ion binding; nucleic acid binding; DNA-directed RNA polymerase activity.